Messenger RNA from Physella acuta, 954 nucleotides. RefSeq names its product ribosome biogenesis protein SLX9 homolog. Lineage: Eukaryota; Metazoa; Mollusca; Gastropoda; Physidae. Gene Ontology annotation, cellular component: preribosome, small subunit precursor; 90S preribosome; nucleolus. The record is from RefSeq and is a predicted model, not a curated record. Gene Ontology annotation, biological process: maturation of SSU-rRNA from tricistronic rRNA transcript (SSU-rRNA, 5.8S rRNA, LSU-rRNA).
UACUCUUAAGCCUAUAAAUUAAUUUUCAGCCUAAACUUAAUUUUUUUAUCAAAUAAGUUAACUUAAACAAUACACUUCAUCUUGAGUCUUAGAUUAUUAGAAAUACAGCAACCAUGGGGAAAAUGAAAAGAAUGAGACAAAAGCUGCAUACAGCAGCUGCAAAAGUAAAGGCUAAGAACAAAACAGAAGAUCAAGAAAUGAUGGAGGAGUCUACAAUAACAGUGCCACAUAAAGCAAGCUCAACAGCUAAUGUACCGAGGGGUGAAAAUUUGUUUCAAAAUCUUAAAAUAGCAGCCACAGAUUUAAUAACACAGAAACUUCCAGAUUUUGAUGCUCGAAGUACUAUAACAAGCAAGACUUUCAAAGGACAGAACUUGAAGAAGAAAGACAAACAAAAAAUUAGACAUGAUGUUUGGAUGUCUAAAAUCGAUGCUGUUCAGGGUGCCAAAAAGAAAGAAAUAGAAAGAAAAAGAAAACAGAAAGUUCCUAUAGUAGGGGACCUAACUCCUAUGGAAGAUGCCCUACCAACACUUGAGCUUUUGUUGAAGAAAACCACUGAGAGUGCCUCAUCUAGAAAAAAUGCAGAAAAACCAAGACCAAUACCUAAAGAGAGCAGAAGGAAGAAACAAAUGAUUGAUGACAUUUCUCUGUUUCACAAGAUUGUUCAACACCCCCUCUUUCAACAAAAUGCUGAAACAACUAUUAAAGAGCAUUUAAAACAUAAGCUGAUGUUGGAGAAUGAAAAGAACACCUAGUAGUGAUUUGUUUUGUUGUAAUGCAGUAUGAAUGAGCAAAGGGUUUAAAUGUUUUUGGUUGCAUUGUAUACCUGGUGUAAAAUCUUUGUAUUUAAACAAUGUUUAUGUGCAUUUAUAAAAAAUUGAAUGGUUCUAUAUAAAGUGAUUAUUUGCUCUUAUAUCUUAAUGUUUGAGAAAAUAAAAUAAUAAUAUAAUCUUU